UUUUAUAUUCUAUAUUUUCAGGAUAAUAUUACUUCCUGUUUCUACCGGAAGUUGGCAAAUAAGUAGUACGUGUUUGGGAAAGGAUUGAGAAAGUCUACGGUAGAUCUAUUGCUAACGUAACAUAAUCUACAUAAAGUACCAGGUAGUUUGCAGCUAUGGCAACGAUCGCCGAGCCACAGAAUGAUGGAAAGGAGUCAAUCGUUGAUGACUUUAUGUACGGUUCAAAUGUAGCUUCUUCACAUGUAUAUAUCCGUAUGGGUUUCCUGCGGAAAGUGUAUGGCAUUCUCACCACACAGAUACUCGUAACUACCAUAGUAGCAGCAUUGUUCAUGCUGAACGAGGGAUUGGAAAAGUUUGUAAAGACAAAUCAGUGGAUGUUGUUGGUGGCCUUUAUUGGGACGAUAGGCGUUCUGAUGGCCCUGAUGGUGAAGAGACAGGAAACGCCAACAAACUACAUUCUCCUUGGAAUAUUUACGCUGUUUGAAGCCUAUACAGUCGGAGUUGUUGUUACGUUUUACCAAGUACACAGUGUCAUUGAGGCCUUUGUUUUAACGCUGGCUGUAACCACAGCUCUCACAGCAUACACGCUUCAGAGUAAACGGGACUUCAGCUCAUGGGGAGCAGGGUUGUUUUCUGCUCUGUGGAUUCUCAUCAUUGCUGGAUUCCUACAGAUAAUAUUUCCGACGGCAAUGAUGGACAAGGCUAUUGCUGUAGCAGGCGCUCUGGUCUUCUCUCUCUUCAUUAUUUUCGACACUCAUAUGAUGAUGCACAAGCUGAGUGCUGAAGAGUACAUUGUCGCGGCGGUGAACCUCUACUUGGACAUCCUCAACCUGUUCCUCUACCUCCUCAAACUGUUUGGAGAGCGCAGAAACUAGUUCACAAGAAUGUAACAACUUAAGCUCUUUAGGCAAUUUCUCUACCUUCUGUUUGAGGAGUGCAGGAAAUAAUGUAGUUUUCUUACUUCCUUUUACAUCAGAACUUUGUUAGCUCAAUAGCACACUGAUUUGUUAUGUAAAGCAUUCAACAUUCAAAUUGAUUUUUCAGAGAAGAAAGAAGCAUAUAUAUUACAUGUUUGGAUAUAAUAUAUAUUACAGGUUUGGAUACAGGUAUAUAGAAACCUGAAGUAUAUUCAGAAAAAAUUAAUCGGUACUUUCUGAUUUAUCAAGGUUAACAGGGUUCAACUUUAUGAACUAGAUAUUAAUCUGUUUAUUGUGUAAUCUUUGCAGAUUAACAAAUAAGCCUGGUUUGUUUAGUGCAAGGAAACUGAUGCUAGAGAGUUUUGGUUGAUAUCUUUUCAACGACCAAGUUUAUGUUUGAGAAUGUUGUACAAAAUGUGUAUUAGUUUUGAUAUAUAUAUUAAAUCUUUUGCACAUAUAGGGCUGCCUUCAGUGAUUAAGAAGAAUUGUCUUUUCAGUCAUAAAGGGCGUACUCUUACUGAUCAUAGCCCAGGUAUUGUACCUUCAAACUAAACAGUGAUUUUCUGUAAAUUUUGGGUAUUUUCAAGAUAUACAGUACAGGUUGACUUGGUAUAUCGUUGUUUCAGAGAAAACCAUCAGACUGUCUUACGAGCGACACUUGUUAAAUGUAAGGUAUUAUGUCACCUUCUCACUUAGAUGUGAAAUUGUCAUCCUGGCCUUUAUAUUACAGAGAAGACAUGGUCAAGAGAUCUUUGUACAAAUGUGAUAAUGUGACUUGUUUAAUAAUGUAAUUCUAUAUGAUAUACUAUUGUAAUAAUUGUAAGUACAUAAAGGUGUGGUGCAGCCACCACAUUGAUUUGGCCUCAUUGUGUAAAUUAGUAGCAUCGUUUGGACUGGUAUGAUGACUUGAUCAUUAAUACAUUUCUGGUAAUUGGUCAUCUGUUGUGGGGCAAGGCUUCAUAUUCAUUCAGGAAUAGCAUUUUUUUUUUUUAAAUGUCUACAUAUUCCAGCCAAUGACGUGUAUCAUAUACAGUGUACCAGGGUAUCAUGUUUUCCGGCAUUGUCAUCAGUACAACCAAAUUGUUUUAGGAUUGGGGCCUUUGUGAUUUCAGACUCAUUCUUCUUAUUAAGAUUAAAAUCCUCUACAUCUUAUCAUUUUGUAAUUAUGAACUUCGUGUUGGAGAUGAUACAACAGACAAAAGGGACUAUAAUGGUGGAGGAAUUAUCAGUACCCCGAGACCUUUGUAAAGAUUUAGCUAUCAACCUAUACAUAAUCAAUAUCAAGGAUAAUUAUAUAUGUUUCAAAACUUUAUAUGGGGGACUAAUAUCAGCUUGCAAGCUAUCUUUAAAAGGUAAGUUGUAUGGAUUUGUAAAUACGUCAUGAUGGUGCUGUGAUAUGUGUAUGAUAAUUUUUUUUAUCAGAUAUAAAUCCAAACAAAAAAAGCACAUCUACAAUGUAUACUCAUUUUCAGCUUUCUUCAUCUAUAAAGUACAUACAGCAUUGUGUGUUAAUAUUUUAUCAACAUAUAUAAAUUAUGUUUAUGGUAAAUUUCUGUUUAUAAGAAAAAAAAUUUGAUAGAUAUGGAGACUGCCAUUUUAGAUCCAAAAUAAAACGUGAAAAAAAUGGAAUAAUUGGUCUAGUCUCGUUUUGACACAGUAAGGAAGUUGAGGUUAUUUUCAAAUCUGUUUUGCUAUCCAGCAAGACUGAGGUGUUGAAGUUGAUUACUUAUGUAAUUAAUUAAUUCCAUUAACACUGUACUAACAAAAACUUUAGCAUAGGUUUAACCAGUUGCAAUUUAUUUAUGAACAUGAUAUAUCAAAAUUAUUUAUCUAAAUGAAUAUAAAUGUUUUAGUUGAAAUAUAGAAUUGUCAAAUCUGAUGUUUUUGUUUUGGUGAGUGUAAUUUUGUUCCUGAUAUUCCAGGUUUUAUUCUGUUUGUUUAUAGGUCUUAUUCUCAAGGCUAAAGAAAAAAAUGACAUUUGCACUUUAUUUCAUAAAAAACUAUAUAUACAUUGGUUAAAUCUGUGAUGAAGUUUAUUGAAUCUAUGUUGUAUUGGUUUUACAUGUAAUGUGUUAUUUUUUUGUAUAAUCAGUUCCAUGGGGAGAAUAAAAUUAAAACAAAUA
Molecule: messenger RNA, 3040 nt
Organism: Pecten maximus
Lineage: Eukaryota; Metazoa; Mollusca; Bivalvia; Pectinida; Pectinidae
Product: protein lifeguard 4-like
Exons: 8
Coding region: 156-875 (239 amino acids)
Biological process (GO): negative regulation of apoptotic process
Cellular component (GO): membrane
Source: RefSeq, a predicted model, not a curated record